This is a messenger RNA of Heterocephalus glaber (naked mole-rat), 4923 nucleotides long. It is a transcript of the gene Fbf1, whose product is annotated as Fas binding factor 1. Lineage: Eukaryota; Metazoa; Chordata; Mammalia; Rodentia; Bathyergidae. Gene Ontology annotation, biological process: establishment of epithelial cell polarity; cilium assembly. The record is from RefSeq and is a predicted model, not a curated record. Gene Ontology annotation, cellular component: ciliary transition fiber; centriole; ciliary basal body.
CGGCGCACGCUGGGAAAUAUGUCUUCCCCGCCUGCUCCCCUUGAGUCUCUAAUUAGGGGUGAGCUCGCUGUGGACUACAGCUCCCAAGAUCCCAAGCGCCAUCUUCUCGGGAAGCCCAGGACGGCGAAGAGCGCGUCAGGGGCGAGCAAGUUGGAGCUGUGAAGGAAUCGGGGAUUGCUGGUACCCGUGACUUUGGGUAGUACAGGUCUCCGAAGUUGCCGUUGCAGAGAAAGAGAAACACAAGCAUUCCGAGUGGCCUCUCUCUGGAAUCCCAGAUAAACGGUCUGUUAACAGGACAGGCCAACACCUUGGAGAAAGAGAUGCCUGCCUCUGGCUCCGUUCUCCCAAGGCUCGCUGAAAGGGGAGAUGACCCUGCUGUGGUCAGGAUUCACAUGGCCUGGACAGUGCUGUGAAAGAGCUGCGUGCAGCCCCCAGAGCCCUAAGAUGGCACCAAAAAUCAAGAAGGGCUUGAAAGGCUUCAUUGAUGAUGUCCUUGGUGACCUCCUGGGGGAUGACACCAUAAUCCCUGAGAAGCCACUUGAACCAGUUCCUCUCAACAGAGAUGCCACGGAUGUACCUCAGAAGCUCCCUUCUUCAAAGGCUAGAGGAAGGUCAUUCCGGGAAGGUGAAGUCUUUAACACUUUGGGAAGCCUGGCAGGAGCUGAUGCUGAGGCUUCUGACAUCUCAGAUGCGGACCCACAGGCCUUGCUACAGGCCAUAAAGGAUCUGGACGACAUGGAUGCUGAUCUCCUGGGUCUGAAGAAGUCUCCAGCCUCUGACAAAAGAGAAGCAAAGGGUUCUGGGAAAGAAGAGCUGCCUCGAAAUUCCAAACCUGCUGACAAGUUAACAGCCAGUGAGAAAGACUUGGAAGACUCAUCGGGAAGACUUCUAUCUGAUGAUGAGGGAAGAAUUGCCAGGAAGGCCCCAGUGACAGAGAGUAAAACUGCUUCCAACAGGAACCCCAGCACAGUCAGAGGUCCAGGUCCCUCUAUUCCUCUUACUCCUGGGGACACCCCCAUCAGAAGGAAAGAAGAAUUGCUGUUUGAUGAUGGAGACGACAUCAUGGCCACCCUCGGGUUUGAAGACAGCCCCACGGCAGAGAGGAGGCAGAUGGGAGACCAGGAAGGGCCCCGGCCCGCUCGCUCCAAGCUGGAUGAGCUGCUGGGUCGAGGCACAGCCACCAAACUCCUGGCUCGCCCGGGAACAGGGGAACACAGGGAGUUCAAGCUAGACAAGAAGUACCAGAGGUCACAGGACGAAGAAGAUGCCUGGGACGAUGAAAUUCUCACCUUUGGGGUGUACCAGCCCACUUUGGGGUCUUCCGAGGGCCGGCAGUCCCGUCGACAAUCUGUCAGCAGGUUCUUAGCAGAAAGUGGCCCAGACCCCAAGGGAGAACCAGGCUCCAAACGGAGCCCUCCAGUGGCUUCUAGCCCCAUCCAGCCCAGAAAGGGAGGAGCUGACUGGUUGGGCCUCAAGGAUGAAGACUUGGACCUGCUCCCUCCCUCUUCCACCCAAGAGGCCCAAGGAGGAGACUCAGCGAUCUUUACUCCCUCCGUUCCCCCUCCUGUGAGCCAGCACUUGGCCCCAGGCCUGCAUUCUACCCCUGCUGGGCUGCACUCCUCAGGGACAAAGCUACCAGCUGAGGGUGCCGUGUCCCCUGCCAAAUCCAACCAAGCUGCCAAGCUGGGAGCAGCCAGGGAGGAAGAGGAGAAGGAGGACUGGCUGAGCCAUAUCUUGUCUCAGAAGAAGUCCCAAGGUCUGGCCAGAGAGGAGCACACCGGGGCCUGUGAGACCUUGAACCCAGUGGGGACAGCAGGCUCUGCCCUUUCUGCCAGCCAGCCCAUUGCCAGCAUUCAGGGGCUUGACCAGGCAGCUGCUGGAAGGACCUCAGGAAGAGCAACAGCACAAGAAGCACUGGCCACCAGGCCUGAUGCUGCAGGGUCCCCCACGAGUUGUAGCCAGGGUCCUUUGGCCCUCUCUGCAGGUGACCUAAAGAGAAGAGCAGUCUCUGGAGACCCUUCCCACACUGAGCCUACGACUCGUUUCCCAAGCUCCCAGGAACCCACAGGGCUCCUUGUGCCUGUCCAGUCCCUGGUCUCACAGUCCCUGGUGCAAAAUCUGCUGCCAGACAUGGGAUACCAGAAGCCGCUCCUGGUAGCACAGACACAGCUUCAGAGCAGUGCUGCCCCUCUCCAGACUGAGCUGCUGCAGUGCCAGGCCCGGCUGGCAGAAAUGGAAGCCCAGGUGCGGAAGCUGGAGCUGGAGCGGGCACAGCACAGGCUGUUGCUGGAGAGUUUGCAGCAGCAGCACCAGGCAGACCUGGAGCUCAUUGAGAGUGCACACAGACCUUUCAGGGGGUGUUCUCUCAGCAGAAGCCGCAUCAAGGUGCUAGAGACCUCGUACCAGCAGCGGGAGGAGCGGCUCCGAAGAGAGAACGAGGAGCUGUCAGCUCAGUAUCUGUCGCACUGCCAGGAGGCUGAGCAGGCCCGUACUGAGCUCACAGCUCAGCACCAGCGGCGCUUGGCAGCAGCUGAACAAGAAAAAGUCCAGGAGAUGGAGCGGCUCCGUGAGCUGCAGCAGGCAUCCAUCAUGGAGAUGCGCAAGGACCAUGAGGAGCAGCUGCAGCGGCUGAAACUGCUGAAGGACCGAGAGAUUGAUGCAGUCACCAGUGCCACCUCCCACACACGGUCCCUUAAUGGCAUCAUCGAGCAGAUGGAGAACUUCUCCAGCAGCCUGAACGAGCUGGCCUCCCGUGUGGAAGCCUCGCACCUCACCACUUCGCAGGAGCGGGAGCUGGGCAUCCGGCAUCGGGAUGAGCAGCUGCGAGUCCUGAAGGAGCAGCUGGGCCGGCAACAGCGGGACAUGGAGGAGGAGCGAGGCCGGCUCCAGGAGGUCAUCGGGAAGAUGGAGGCGCGCCUGAGCGAGCAGAGCCGGCUCCUGGAGCAGGAACGCUGGCGAGUGACCUCUGAGCAGUCCAAGGCGGAGUCCAUGCAGCGUGCCCUGGAGGAGCAGAGGAAGGUGAUGGUCCAGCAGAUCACCAUGGAGAGGGAGGAGCUGGAAAGGGCCAAGAGCACCUUGCUGGAGGAGCAGAAGUCUGUCAUGCAUAAGUGUGGGGAGGAGCGGCGGCGCCUGGCUGUGGAGUGGGCAGAGUUCUCCACACAGCAGAAGCUGAGCAAAGAGCGGGCUGAUCGAGAGGUGGAGCGGGCGCUGCAGGUAGACACCCAGCGGGAGGUCACCAUCAUCAGCCUGGCCAAGGAGCAGGCAGAACUGAAGAUCAGGGCCAGUGAGCUCCGGGCCAAGGAGGAGCAGCUGGCCACCGAGAGGGAAGCUGUGGAGCGGGAGCGGCAGGAGCUGCGGCUGGAGAAGGAGAAGGUCAAGGCCACCGCCCUGAGCCUGCAGCUCCGAGUUGAGGAGGUGGAGCACAUGAGCAAGGUGGCCUCCAACAAGUAUGAGGAAGGCGAGCAGGCACUACACAAGGCCCGGCAGGUACAGUCAGAGCAGCUGGCCAGGCUGCAGGUGGUGCAGCGGCAGCAGGAGUGGCUUCGGCAGCAGGAAGAGCAUGUGCACCAGGAGCACCUGAGCCUGGCCCAGCAGAGGCUACAGCUGGACCAUGUGCGACAGGACCUGCCUUGCUGCCUCCCAGAGCUUCCUCCCAGGGCCCAGGGCCCAGCACCUUCCAGCCUUCGUGCUGCCUCCACCUUUGUGGUGCCUACUUCUGCCUCAAAUCAGCACAGCCAGCUGCUGGCCGGCCCCUGCCCCACACACCUUCUCACCAAGCUGGUGCUGCUGAAGCACUCAGCUGAGCAGGACCGGGACUUCUUGAAGAAUGAAGAGUUCUUCCUGGAGGCCCUGAAGAAAGCGCCCUACAAUCUGGCGUCCAACUGAGCCUGAGAGGGGUGGCUGCGCCCUCAGUGCAGCACCAAGACCCAGCAGCUCUCCUGCCACCCACAAGCCAUCAGCUCCUCAGGGAGGCGCGCACGAAAGCUGGGCACUGCCCAGGCCACUUAGAGCUCUUCGUGGAAAUGGUGCCAGCGUGUCCUCUCCAGGAGCUGCGGCACAUCCCUCUGGGGCUCCAAGGUGGAGCAGGAGGCUGAGGGGAUCGUGACCACCAAGGCCAAGGAGCAGGGCUGCCUGAGGUUUCCAGGAGGCAGGGGCCUCCCCCAGCCCUGACUGGGCCCGUGUACCCUUCCCUCUUCUGGCACAGCUGCAGGAGGGGUCGUCUUUGUGCCUGGGCCCCUUCUGAGGAGGGUCCUUUUCUCCAGGGAUGCCAUGAGCAGACUUCCACUCCUCCCAGCAGGGACAAAGAAGGGCCUUCUGGCUUCCUGGGAGGCCUUGCGGGAUGGGGAGGGUGCUGUGCCCAGCCAGAUUCCUCCCACACUGUGAUGGGCUUCUGGGAUUCAGGCCCCUCCAGAACCAGAACCCCCUGCUCUCUCUGGUGGGCUUGUGCAAAGUCCACCUCUCAGCUCCAUACUGCCCACGUGACCGCCCCGCUCAGCAUGAACCCUGGCGUCAUCAGCUGCUCCUUCCUCCUCAUGCAGGCCCCCAUGAGAGGUGGGAGCAGGGCUGUGGGCAGUGGUGCGUGGGGGGGGGGGCAGAAGGAAGCCAGCCAGAGCCUGUGCCCCAGAGGGAGGAGGGAAGUGAUGGGGACCUGUGAGGGGCCGCACACACCCAGGCUGCCGUUGCUCGCAUGCCUUUGCUAUCAGUGGUGUGCCAAGUCCUCCUGGAGGGGCAUCAGGAAAGGGUGCGGGGCGGGGGCAGUGAGCGGGAGGGUAGAGGAAGAAAGUGCCCUGUGGGUGGGUGGGGCAGAAGUGGCAGCAUUGGUGUCUGCCCUGCAGAACAGCUUUCAGAGGGACCUAGUUUAUUUGCCAACAGAUUGCAGCUUUGGUCUCAGACACAUUAAACUGCUCUAUUCUUUUUGCAUUA